Molecule: messenger RNA, 960 nt
Organism: Fonsecaea multimorphosa CBS 102226
Lineage: Eukaryota; Fungi; Ascomycota; Eurotiomycetes; Chaetothyriales; Herpotrichiellaceae
Exons: 1
Coding region: 1-960 (319 amino acids)
Source: RefSeq, a predicted model, not a curated record
AUGGCAGCGAAGAGUCUGACGAGAUUGCUCCCCACAGCUGCAAGGCCAAAGCUGUCGCUUCCCCAAGCACCGCAAACCCACCGCCUCUUGUCCACGAGCCCGGUUCAGAGUCAGGUGCAGACACUACUGCAGGAUAAAGAGAAUGGAUUUGGAUUCAUACGGCACAAUCCUCGCACACCCAAGCCUCGUACCAAGGGCGUCACCGAGAUCCGAGGCCCUUACUACUCGUCGUACGGAAAGCGUCACCUCCAGGACGUGUUGGAAACCAUGGGAUACCAUGUUGAUGGACUCAAGUUCGCCGGAGGCAGCUUCUCGAUGAUGCCCGAAGAGCGAGUCCGAGAGCUGAUUGACCUGGCUCACGAACACGACGUCUAUGUCAGUACGGGAGGGUGGAUGGAACACAUCUUGACUCAGCCCGACUCCGGUGCCACGGUAGAGAAGUACUUGCGGAAGUGCAAGGACCUGGGAUUCGACGUGAUUGAGAUCUCGUCUGGGUUCUUGUCCUUCCCACCGGACGACUGGCUGCGAUUGGUGGACAAGGUGCACAGCAUGGGAAUGAAGGCGAAACCCGAAUUAGGCAUCCAGUUCGGGGCGGGGGGUGACACCUCUGCAGAGGAUUUGGAAGCCACGGGUACAUCUGACCCCAGCAAGGUGAUCAAUCUAGGCAAGAAGUUCAUCGAAGCGGGAGUGGAGAGAAUGAUGAUUGAGAGCGAAGGCAUCACCGAGAACGUGAAGAGCUGGCGGACGGACGUGAUCCAGGCAAUCCUACGAGACCUGCCCCAGGAGAAGGUCAUGUUCGAGGCCGCGGAUCCUCCGGUGUUCAACUGGUAUGUCCGCGAAUUCGGCAUCGAUGUCAACCUGUUUGUGGACCACUCGCAGAUUGUGCAGUUGACCUGUCUGCGGUCGGGUAUUUGGGGCAUGGCCGACACAUUUGGCAAGAUUGUGAGCUACAGAGAAUGA